AUGUGGCUUCAAAUUAACUUUCCUGUCAAACACGAGCUUCAACACAUCUCUGACCUCUACACGACUCUGCGCACUUUACGCACACACUUGCCCCGCCCCCGCAAGGGCAUCGAGCCGGUGCUGAUACCCAACACCAUGGCCGACGCUGCCACACCGCCGUUCUCGCUGACGCGCCCCUCGCAGUAUGAUCUCAGCACCUACCUGGGACGAGUCAAGCAGUUUUAUCGCUUGACGGACCCUCGGACCCUUCUGGCCACGGACACCGAGUUUGAGCAAGCCAAGUCAUGGAUGGAUCGCUUUCGUGCGGGCGACCGACCAGCCGGCGUAUCAGAUGGUCAGCUCUGGCGAGCCCGCCAGCUUGUCGAAGCCACCGUGCAUCCCGACACGGGUGAAAAGGUCUUCCCCCUUUUCCGCUUCUCCGCCUUUGCCGUGGCCAACUUGCCCAUCUGCGCACUGCUGCUCUACCCGACCACCAACCCCCUCUUCAUCAUGGGUGCCCAGUGGGUCAAUCAGACCUACAACGUUGCAAUCAACUAUGCCAAUCGCAACGCCUCGAGCGAAAUGUCCAUGACCACGCUUGCAGGCGCUUACUCGGCAGCCGUGGCCAGCUCGUGCGCUCUGGCCUUGGGCACGCAGGCCGUGACGCGCCGUAUUUUCGCGGGCAAGCCCAUGACUGGCGCAACUCAAGCCAUUACUCGCUCCCUUGUUCCCUACAUUGCCGUUGUCGGUGCUGGUAUCGUCAACCUCGUCUGCAUUCGCCAAAAGGAGCUGUUCGAGGGCGUCACUGUCUUUGAUGGUGAGGGCCGCGAGCUCGGCAAGUCGGUCAAGGCUGGCGAGGAUGCAAUCUUCAAAUGCAGUAUUGCUCGUGCUUUGUACGUCCCAAAAGCCCCUUGCAACCCACCUACCCACGCUCGUGAAGUAUCAGAUCCGUAUCAGACAAACUCGCCUCUCACGCUUUUGGUAUCCCUGCUUCAACCCGGCUCCAUUCGAAGAUGGACCAUUCCCCUCGUCAUGCCACCCCUGAUCAUGGCCAAGCUGAGCCAGCUCUCUGGCCUGCGUGGCUCACCUCGUCUGCAAACGGUGACUGAGCUCGGUAUCCUGGGCCUCAUGACGUUGGUAUUUGUGCCGCCUGCCCUGGCUGUAUUCCCUCAACGCGACUCUCUACCAGUGGACAAAACUCUCUCAAAUCCUGUGGUUUUCUCCUUUAAGGAAACACUCCUUCUUUUUUUUUUCCUCUCUCUCUCUCUCUCUCUCUCUCUCUCUCUCUCUCUCUCUCUCUCUCUCUCUCUCUCUCUCUUUCUCUCUGCCCAAGCGGACCUGAGCGCGCUCGAGGCCCACUGUCGGCAAAAAAACAUGUCUGCGCUCUGGCUUGACGUCAAGCUGCAGCACGCUGCUCUGGUGGAAACGGCGGGCAAGCUAGGUUACGAGCUACAUCAUGCCCACCAUGGCACCAUCAUGCUGUACAAGUGGCUACGCGACGGCGAAUGUCUCAUCCCGCCCUUUGCAACACAUCAGGUUGGUGUGGCGGGCUUCUGCACCAAUGAGAAAAAUGAAGUGCUCGUGAUUAAGGAGCGUCACUCCUCAGUCAACGGGUACAAGCUGCCCGGUGGACUUGCCGACCCUGGUGAAAACAUUGACGCCGCAGCUUUGCGGGAGGUUCAGGAGGAGACGGGUGUUCAAGCCACCUUCCACUCCCUCCUUGCUUUUCGACAGCAACACGGCAUGCGCUUCGGCAUCUCGGAUCUCUAUUUUGUGUGCCGCUGCACCGCCGCCGAGGCCGUGAUAUCCCAUUGCCCAGUCGAGAUUGCGGAAGCCAAAUGGAUGAGCAUCGAUGACUACUGCCUUCAGACUUCCCACAUGAAUGCACUCAUUGCCCGUGCUGUGCAAGCGGAGCUGGAGGGCCACAACCCCAUCUCACGCGCAUGCGACAUUGCUCAGUUUGAACUGCCUUCCGUCGUGCGUCGCGAUCUGACCUAUCGCCUUUUCCUACCCGACACAGCUGCGCGUCACUUGCAGGUUGAUGACCCAUGGCAUGGCCAGCCCCAUGAGAAGAUUGAGCGGUUCUGAUCAUGAUGUGACAUCGCAGCAGCUGCCACAUAUACAUCCCCGUAAUUGAAGCAAAUUAAUG
Monosiga brevicollis MX1 is the source of this 2128-nucleotide messenger RNA. RefSeq lists its product as uncharacterized. The coding region runs from base 1 to 2067 and encodes 688 amino acids. Gene Ontology annotation, molecular function: monoatomic ion transmembrane transporter activity; hydrolase activity. Gene Ontology annotation, biological process: monoatomic ion transport; mitochondrial transmembrane transport. Lineage: Eukaryota; Choanoflagellata; Craspedida; Salpingoecidae. Gene Ontology annotation, cellular component: mitochondrial inner membrane. The transcript has 13 exons. The record is from RefSeq and is a predicted model, not a curated record.